AAUGAUCGGCACCGACCGCUUGUAUGGGGGCAUCUCCACUCUCGCCAACACUGCUCUGCUCUGCCGCGCACCAAACCAUCAAAAAGUGCCGUAUCGCCAUUUUUGCCACCUCACCUACCGUUCGCUCCACCAAUAUCUGGCAUCCACCGUUCUUCCACCACUCCACUACAUACUGCCGGCGAUCGAGACCCGAGAGCGAAGCCUCGAAGCGACGGCACGAGCGAGCUAGCCCACGAACGACCGAAUACGCGACGCGACCAGAAGAGCUCAGCUAGCUCGUCCCAAUGGCGGCGACGGGCGGCUCGGACGAGGAGGUGUACUUCGACUUCUUCCCGCUCGUCCGCCAGUACAAGAGCGGCCGCGUGGAGCGCUUCUUCAACUUCCCCCCGAUCCCGGCCGGCGUCGACCCCGCCACGGGCGUCACCUCCAAGGACGUCGUCAUCGACCCGGCCAACGGCCUCUGGGCGCGCGUCUUCCUCCCGCCCGGCGCCGCCGGCAGGCUCCCCGUCCUCGUCUACUUCCACGGCGGCGCCUACGUCAUCGGCUCCGCGUCCGACCCCAUGACGCACAACUACCUCAACGGCCUCGUCGCCGCGGCCAACGUCCUCGCGGUGGCGCUAGAGUACCGCCUCGCGCCGGAGCACCCGCUCCCCGCGGCCUACGACGACUCCUGGGAGGGGCUCAAGUGGGUGGCGUCCCACGCCGCGGGCGGCGGAGCCGCCGCCGAGCCGUGGCUGGUCGACCACGGCGACUUCUCCCGCGUGUUCCUGGCGGGCGGCAGCGCCGGGGGCACCAUCGCGCACGUCAUGGCCGUGCGCGCCGGCGAGCAGGGCGCCCUCCCCGGCGGGGUCGGCAUCAAGGGGACCAUCGUGGUGCACCCCUACUUCAGCGGCGCGGCGGAGAUCGGCAAAGAGGCGACCACGGGGAAGGCGGAGAAGGCCAAGGCCGACGCCUUCUGGCGGUUCCUCUACCCGGGCUCGCCGGGGCUGGACGACCCGCUGUCCAACCCGUUCUCCGAGGCGGCCGGCGGCAGCGCGGCGCGCAUCGCCGGCGACCGCGUGCUCGUCUGCGUCGCCGAGAAGGACGGCCUCCGGGACAGGGGCGUCUGGUACUACGAGAGCCUCAAGGCGUGCGGCUACGGCGGCGAGGUGGAGCUGCUCGAGUCCAUGGACGAGGACCACGUCUUCUACUGCAUGAAGCCGCGGUCCGAGAAAGCGAUCGAGUUGCAGGACCGCAUCCUCGGAUUCCUCCGCAAAUGAGCCGCUUCCGCGCACGCCGGCGAGUGAAGGGAAGGGAAGGUUCCCGUGAUGGAAUGAAUAAUUUUACCGCCACUGAUUUUCCUAUGUUUGAGCUUGAGAGAUCUCCCUUUAUUUGUUGUUCCUCGGUUAUGGUCUCGCCGAUGCAGCCGACCGAUGUUUAUCUCAAUACCAUGGCGAAGAGAGCUAGUGGGUUUCUUGACAAUUUGUGCUCAACUUGUUGUUUCAAUCAUCUUUCCUGUCGGUUCAAAAAAAAAAUCAUCUUUCCUGUA
Molecule: messenger RNA, 1528 nt
Organism: Triticum aestivum (bread wheat)
Lineage: Eukaryota; Viridiplantae; Streptophyta; Magnoliopsida; Poales; Poaceae
Product: 2-hydroxyisoflavanone dehydratase-like
Exons: 1
Coding region: 285-1259 (324 amino acids)
Molecular function (GO): hydrolase activity
Source: RefSeq, a predicted model, not a curated record